This is a messenger RNA of Geodia barretti, 3521 nucleotides long. NCBI's taxonomy places the organism in Eukaryota, Metazoa, Porifera, Demospongiae, Tetractinellida, Geodiidae. The record is from the annotation of a GenBank genome assembly.
AGGCUAUAAUCGUGUUCCAAGCGCACGGCGGACCUGAAAUUCGUUGUGCAGCUAAACUGGGUUGUCAAUUUCAGGGCGAUGCUAAUCGGCGUUCUUUUAGCCAGUCUAGCAUUCUCUGUCCCUUUCAGCUAUACUAUAGCAGCCAAUGUAGGAUCAUAUCCAGAUGACAGCCACCGGGAGAGGAGCGCCAUCUACGUUAACAGCUGGGCCGUGAAAAUUCGCGGAAAAUCGUCGGAGGCAGACGUCGUAGCUCAACGAAAUGGAUUUCAAAAUCUUGGUUUGGUUGCAGGAUUUUCUGACGUGUUCCACUUUCGGUUGAAUGCACGAGAGAGACGGGGUACCAGAACUGACGCCCCUAUUAUUUCAGGUCUCGCAUUGGAUUCGCUAGUUGACUUUAGUGAACAGCAAGUCCGUGAGCAAAGAAUUACAAAAUCGUACAUUGUGCCAGAAGACCCUCUCUUUGAGAAGCAGUGGCAUUUGUUAAACAACAAGGGGCUCUAUGGGCAGCAUCUAAAUGACUUGAGGGUGGAGCAGGUGUGGCUGCAGGGAGUGACAGGAUGCAAUGUCACUGUCACUGUUGUGGAUGAUGGGACUGACAUAGAACAUCCUGACCUAUGGCCAAACUUCGCUCCUUUGGUAUCUGAUGACAAUGGAAAUGAACGCACCCACCAUGGCACAAAAGUAGCGGAAUAGUUGCAGCUGCACAAGAUGACACUUGUGGCGUUGGAGUUGCCUUCCAGUGUAAUCUAGGAAGUAUAAAACUGAUCAGUAGGUAUGGCACAACUGACAUCGAAGAAGCAACUUCCCUCUCAUACGCAAGGGACAUAAUUGACAUUUAUAGCAACGGUUGGGGACCACCAGAUGGAUCUAAUGUCAUGGGUCCAAGGACCCUGACAAAAAUCACUCUAAAAAUUGGAGCAAGGGAGGGACGAAAUGGAAAGGGCUCCAUAUAUGUAUGGGCUAAUGGAAAUGGAGGAGAUGAAGAUGAUUGUGCUGCAGAUGGCUAUGUUUCCAGUAUAUACACCAUCUCUGUUGGGGCUAUUGGAGUGGAUGGUGGCUACAGUUCCUUUGAUGAGCAAUGUUCUGCCAAAAUGGUUGUGGCUUAUGUGACAGAUGACAUGGGAAACAGUGCUAUUAGGACAACAGACCGGCGUAGGGAUGGCUACCACAUGUGUACAAGUACUUAUGGUGGGACAAGUGCAUCAGCCCCAAUGGUGUCAGGCACAAUAGCCCUUGCCCUAGAGGCCAACCCAAAUCUGACGUGGAGAGAUGUCCAGUAUCUGAUAGUCUACACUGCUGAUCCUCAUCAAACAGCUGGUCCUCUGACCAGGAAUGGCGCCGGUCUGGCAGUGAGUCGUCAGUAUGGGUUUGGAGUGAUGGAUGCUGAGGCCAUGGUCACCAGAGCCAGACACUGGAUCAAUGCACCUCCUCAGAUAGAGCACCAUAUCACUGCAGCGUCUCAGGAGCCAUCUUCGAAUACCACAUACUCAGCGACAGUGAACUUCACUGGAAAAAUCCAGUAUCUGGAACACGUAGUUGUCACGAUUUCAGUGGCCAUACCAGAAAACACUUUCAGCCUCACAAGAGGAGAUUUGCAGAUUUCUCUUGAGUCACCAUCUGGGACGCUAUCAAUACUGCUGAGGCCUCGACCAAAUGACAAAGCUCCAGACAGGUAUGUAGACUGGCCAUUCAUGUCAGUCAUGUUCUGGGGAGAAAAUCCAACUGGACAGUGGACUCUCAACAUCACAACACGUGAUAUAACUGGUGUAGCUGUUGUUAGUGAGGUAGAGUUUCAUUUCUACGGAGUAUCUCAAGUGCCAGAGUCAGUGACAAACAUUCCUGACCAGUGUCAUUCUGACUGCAAAAGAGGGUGUGCUGGAGAGGGCUCCAACCUCUGUGACACAUGCGUCAACCUCCGUAAUGCAUACACUUUGGAGUGCAUAAAUGAGUGUCCAUCUGGUUACAGUAAUCGUAGAGGCUACUGCUACAAUGAAAGUUUGGCAGUAAAGGAAUGUAACUCGCCACUCAAAAACAAAACAGGCUUUAAUGAUGGUCGUGUUGGUUGCACCAAAGCUGGAUUUAAAGAAUGUUGUACUAAUGGAAACUGUGCUGCAUCUCCAUUAGAACCUUCCUCGUGCUUCUGUGAUACUCUCUGCUACAAAUUUAAAGACUGCUGCGAUGAUAUAGCUGAAAUUGGUUGCCCUGUGGAAAAUGUAACUGAGACAUUUCCCUACAUUGAUCUUGGAGUGACACCUGGUGUUGAAACAAAUCAUGUUGAUUUUGAAGGACGAUCACCACCAAUAAAAAUAUUAUUUCCUUUAGGGGCCUCCAUCGAAUCACAUAUCUAUGUAUCAAGCAAUGGUUCAUUUCUACUUACGAGUGAUGGAACAAUAUUGGAUGCAUAUUCAGGACUGGUGGCCCCAUUCCUUAGUGUGAACAACCCUUCAAGUGGUUCGAUCUCAUUUGAAGUUCACCAAAGAGAUAAAUCUCAGCCUCUUUUUACCCAUGUCAACUCAAUUAUAAACAAACAUGAGAAUACCAAAUUCAAUAGCAGUUGGCUUCUUGUGGCUUUGUGGGAAAAUGUUCAGCCGUAUGGCGAAAUCUAUCUAGGCAACACCUUUCAGGGAAUCCUUGUGACAGAUUUCACGACAUCCUCUUAUGCCAUCUUCACCUACAAGUGUGGUGAUUUGGAAGUCUCAGAUCCUGGCGAAAUUGGUUUUGGGUUUACUAAUAAAGAUGGUUUGAAUAUCACACACGGAGCAACCUAUAGGAAACACUCUUACUUUAUAGCCUGUUUGAAUGAACCUAACACUCUGUGGGUGAAUGUUGUGUAUCAAAUUGCAAGAUCUGGUAAGGAUCAAGGAUAAUAGAGAUUAUGGUGUUAAAGGCACAUUGCAUUUUGUUAAGUAGCUAAUGUCAAUCUUGUAGCUCUUUAAUGUUCAUUUAUCCCACAGCCAAUGAGUGUGAAGCUAACAAUGGAGAUUGUGAACAGGUCUGCAUGAACACUUUCCUCUCAUUCAACUGCAGCUGUGAUGAUGGAUAUGAUUUGAAUACUGAUGGGUAUACAUGCUUAGAUAUCGAUGAGUGUUCAGAUCCAGGACAUGGCUGUACACAAAACUGUGAGAAUACUGUCGGGUCCUACCAUUGUAACUGUAGCACUGGAUAUGAAUUGAAUGCCGAUGGACGAACUUGUACUAAAGAGUCCAUUGUUCCAGAACCUCAAUCUCAAUUGAUUGUCACGAUUGCUAUAGGAGCAGGAGUGCUGCUAGCACUAAUUUUUUGCACAUGUAUUAUUGGAAUCAGCCUAGCCUGGAUUAAAUUUAAAAGAUGGACUUUGUCCAUAUUUGAGUUUAAAGAUCAAGAAGUGCCCCUAAAGGAGGUGCAGGUACAACUUAAACAAGAGCAACAUGAAGCUGAGGAACAUUCUUAACUUUAAAAACUUGUUCAUUUGUGGAAUGCUGUGCCUAUAGUGCUUUGAAAACUUAGUCACUCGAGUUGUUUUUGUCAUGCGAUCUACACUU